This is a messenger RNA of Aspergillus calidoustus, 1854 nucleotides long. Lineage: Eukaryota; Fungi; Ascomycota; Eurotiomycetes; Eurotiales; Aspergillaceae. The record is from the annotation of a GenBank genome assembly.
AUCGCGUUCAGCCACAUACCACAUUUCGAGCACUUGCGGUACAGGUCCGCUUCACGGGUGUUCCAAGGUUCAGUUGACCAGGAGAUCGUGCCUGCCUAAUUGAACGACCAUGGUCGCUCCUUCCAAAAUCAGCUCCUCAUCGAUUGCGACUGAAAUGGCAGGAGCGACCAUGUGGCGCCCAAUCGCUCUUUCCUCUUCAGCGCGCGUCGAAGGUCGGGCUUUCCCAGUCGGAGUCUUCUGAGUUAUUUUCCCGACAAGGCAGGAGCGAUGAGCUUCAUAAGCUUAUCAAUCUACUGCUCGUGCUUUUUGUUGUCACCGACACUUGUCCCCACGCGCUUUCGCAACCUCAGGUUACCCAACGACUGCUAGCCCAUGACGAUAACUAAUCGAUAAGAUAAUAAUAGCCCAUGAUCCCCGUUUUCCGCACACAAAUGUGGUUAGGCAAUCCUUCAGCCCACGGUUGGUCACCGCUGAGUGGGCCAGGCCCAGGGUCAUGACGUCCCAGAACGGUUGGGCUCUCCCCCCGCGCCGUAAGCAAUUUCUCCCCGCUACGACAAGGCUGCCGAACUAAUUAUCAUCGGAUCUUCAGCCCUACGGCGAUCGUCGCAUCUUCAUCUCCUCAAGACAACAAAACAAGCGGAGGGACAAGAGACCACAGCCAAGAUGCUCCGCAAAAAAGAAACAUACACCGUAACGACCCCAAUCCCCUCCUCCGUCACGCGCGCCCUCGCCCUCGACAUCCUCCACAGCCACGGUGAAAUCAUCACCCUCAACCCGCUCGUCCUCUCCCACAAGGCCAUCAAGGCUCCCCGAAGCGCCUCCGCAGACGAAUACUACAUGACCUGGUACGAGAUCACCGAGCGCGUGCAGUAUGUUCCUGGACUCGGCAGGAUGGGCUCGGGGAAGAUAAGCUUCAAGGGGUGUUUCCAUGACGAGCCGUGGGGAUUGACAACGCAUACGUAUGCGCCCAUGUCGAUUGAUCUGAAGAAUCAGUAUCGCAUCGUCGGGAACGAGCCCGGGGAGCCGCCAGAUUUCGAGACGAAUGCGCCCGGACAGGGACUGUUUCUGCGCGAGGAUGUCACCAUCGAGUGUAAUGUGACGCUCAUGUCGUUUGUCAAGGGGCAGCUCAAGACGUCGACGAAGGUGCUUGUUGAUCGGUUCCUGAAGAAGGCGGAGCUGCUUGAUGCCGGAGUGUUGCAGGGAAUGGUCGAGGAUGGGAAACUCAGGACAUUUAAUCCGGCCGAUCGUAGUGAGACGCUGUAUCAGCACCCGCAGCGACCGACGUCGUCGUCAGGAGGGACGAAUGAGUGGGAUGGCUCGCGGCGAAUGUCGUAUCAAGUCCCCAAGUCGCCGAUGGAGCGCUCGCAGUUUGGUUCGAUUUCGUCGCAGGCAAGCUAUGGGGUUAAUCAGCAAAAUCCCCGGUAUAGCCGUGGAUCGGAACAGCCGCACGGCCGCAGCUUCGCUGCAGAAUUACCCGCCGAUACAUAUCAUGCAUACCAGCCACAGCAGGCGUCGGAUAAGGUCAUGGAGCUGCCGGAUAAUUCGGCGUACGGCAAAAGGUUCCCCGUUGAGCUGCCGGCGACGAUUGAGAGGCCAGAUGAGCAGAGCCACGGCGUAAAGAUUGCGUAUAAUCAUGUCUGAUGUGAUGUUGAUGUUAUUGUAUACCCUCCUUGUGUGAUGUUUUCGUCGUGUGGCCGUUUUCUGUUGAUAUCCCCGAUUUCGCUACCCUUCUAAUCAGUGACCCUUAUACGUUUUGUAUGCUUCAAUCUCGUGUAAUGUUGCAACGGACAAUACCACAGAGACGAAGCAUAGUAGCCGCCAAUGCUUAUAUUCAUAUUGAUACAUCUCGCCUCG